This is a messenger RNA of Babjeviella inositovora NRRL Y-12698, 1199 nucleotides long. RefSeq lists its product as uncharacterized. The coding region runs from base 29 to 958 and encodes 309 amino acids. Gene Ontology annotation, biological process: positive regulation of Ras protein signal transduction; protein phosphorylation. The record is from RefSeq and is a predicted model, not a curated record. Gene Ontology annotation, molecular function: protein serine/threonine kinase activity. NCBI's taxonomy places the organism in Eukaryota, Fungi, Ascomycota, Pichiomycetes, Serinales. The transcript has a single exon.
UCUCCCUCCUUCCUUCCGACACCCCAAUAUGCCCAAACAUCUCCUCUACUCUUCAUCUAGCACGUCCAGAGUGACGUCCAAGUCGCUUAUCCGCUCCCCAGCUAAACGAAAGGUACGUACGCCCACUAAGACUCCUACUGUGAAAACACUCGAGCAACUCGUAUAUAUCACAGACGCCACGCUUGACUACCAGCUUGAUACCAGCACCGACGUGUUAAAUGCCCUAGAUCACAUUGUGGACAAUCUCUGGGAGGAUUUUCCGCAGGCUGGCGUCUCUAAAAAGCUCAUGCUGGAGGUGGCGGCGUUGCGGCGCGGGAUUCCCAAGGCGGCAACGGUUCACCAAUUGUACACCGUCUUCCGCGACCAGACGUAUGUGGAUCGCGAGUUGCAGAGGGCUUUCGCCGAUAAUACGAUUAAGCGUAUUCGCGUAAAUUCAGACAACGAGUUUCUGAUUCGCACAGCACACUACGACGCAGUGUUACAGGAAGGCCUCAGGAAAGACAUUUCGCUGGAAACCCGGACCUUAUUGGAGCAGUUUUCGCACUUAAUGAACGCCUAUAACUUUGUCAGUAUAGAGCGGGAGAAAAUGCAGGCCCACGGGUUUACGCCCCCACAGCUUUCCAAGCUUGUGGAUCUCGGUUUCUUGACGCUCUUCCAGACCUCUACCGACUCCACAAGUGUUGUUUAUUCUCUCUCGCUUCCAAACAUCGGCCUCUUACUCAAAGUGUUGAUGCAUGCACGAAAGUGGCUCGCAAAGAGCAUCACGAUCCACAACCGCAGUUGGAAGGAGAUCACAGACACUCAGUUAGCGGCCCGGUGGGAGUCCAGUAAGGCCAAAUGGAGCGGAUUCAAGGGCAUCCGCAUGACGUGGGUAUUGUACGAUUGUUUGGGUGCGGGUACUCUUGAAGUGUUCAGAACGCCUGUGGGGGUUGCCUGGAAGUUGACUGGGAAGGUUUAAUUGAUGGGGACUUGACGAAAGAAUUGAAGUAGAUGUAUCUAGUUUCCACCAUAUGAUCGCGAGCGCUGCAAGUGUAAGACUAAGGCUUUAAACUAUCCGGAUAAUGGCAAUAGAGCGUAUACGAAGAAAGAAAUAUACCAGUAAACGGAGUUCGGGCAGAAUGUCCUAGUGGGUACGAUAAGUUAAAAAGGAUGUGGAUAAACGGUGCGUGUGGUUAGAUAAAAUACCUCCUAGCAUAAAG